Closterium sp. NIES-65 is the source of this 906-nucleotide messenger RNA. Lineage: Eukaryota; Viridiplantae; Streptophyta; Zygnematophyceae; Desmidiales; Closteriaceae. The record is from the annotation of a GenBank genome assembly.
AUGCACCUGCACUACUACUACCCACUAUCAACCCUAGGUCCGUACUCUGCUUCAUCCUCCCUGCUGUGCUACUCCCUGUUACAUCCUCCCUGCUGUGCUACUCCCCGCUGCAUCCUCCCUGCUGUGCUACUCCCCACUACAUCCUCCCUGCUGUGCUACUCCCCGCUACAUCCUCCCUGCUGUGCUACUCCCCACUACAUUCUCCCUGCUGUGCUACUCCCCGCUGCAUCCUCCCUGCUGUGCUACUCCCCGCUGCAUCCUCCCUGCUUGUGCCCCCCUCCCUGCUGUUACUCCUGCGCACCUCUCCUUGCUGAUACUCCUCUCCUCCCUUCCUGGUCGUGGUUCCUCUCCUCCCUUCCCUGCUGUGGUUCCCCUGCUCCCCUCCCUACUGUGACUCCUCUCCUCCCUUCCCUGCUGUGGUUCCCCUGCUCCCCUCCCUGCUGUGGUUCCUCUCCUCCCUUCCCUGCUGUGGUUACCCUGCUCCCCUCCCUGCUGUGGUUCCUCUCCUCCCUUCCCUGCUGCGGCUCCUCUGCUCCCCUCCUUGCUGUGGUUCCUCUCCUCCCUUUCCAGCUGUGGUUCCCAUGCUCCCCUCCCUGCUAUGGUUCCUCUCCUCCCUUCCCUGCUGUGGUUCCCCUGCUCCUCUCCCUGCUGUGGUUCCUCUCCUCCCUUCCCUGCUGUGGUUCCCCUGCUCCUCUCCCUGCUGUGGUUCCUCUCCUCCCUUCCCUGCUGUGGUUCACCUGCUCCCUUCCCUGCUUUGGUUCCUCUCCUCCCUUCCCUGCUAUGGUUCCCCUGAUCCUCUCCUUGCUGUGGUUCCUCUCCUCCCCUCCCUGCUGUGGCUCCCCUGUCCCCCCAUUCCCUCUUACUCCAAGCUCGGAGCACCGCAAUUCCACCAUUCAUCUCCUCUAG